AUGGCAGCGAAAUCGGAACCGCCAGAAAAUGCUCGAAAAUUCGAAAUUCGGCUCUCGACAGCUUUAGAGUAUAUUCUAGGCCCGCUUCGAAAGACGAUUGAAGACGUUCAAAACUUUCUCACUGAAGGCGUUGACAGUAAUCAAACUCUAGAGGAAAUUCUGGCUCUCGGCGACCCGGAUCUUCGAAUGUACGGCACCGUCGAAGAGCUGGCUGAAAAUAUUAAAAUAUUCAAAAAUUUCCCAGAAAGUUUUCGUUUCUUCAGCGCCAUUACACCCAAUACCUCUUUUGUCUAUAAAAGCCUGAAAAACGAGGAUUUUUUCUGCAAAUCCGAUCUACUAACAAUCAUUCGAAACAUGGCACUUUUCGUCGUCCAGGACCAUCCGCUUCUCAGCCAAUUUGGCUAUGAUUUGGGUCAAUUUCUCCGGGAACUGGUGCCUGGUAGUAGUGAGCACGUGGAAUUCUGGAAAUUUGAUUUCGCGACGUACAAUGGGAUUUGGAAGGAGAUUUGUGAUGGGCACAACGAGGCGAAUCGAAAUGCGGUGCGACUUCGCGACGAGCUGACACCGUAUGUCCGUGACAGACACUUCAACUAUAUCGAUUCAAAAAUGAAGGAGUUCAAUUCGAUCGCCUGGCACGAAGACCAUCGAUCGUUCUUCUCAAAUAUGUUCAAAUCGAAAAAAUGCACGGAUAAGGACAUUAUGAAUCGACUAUAUGUGUAUUUUGUCGACGCUGGAACCAUGAAUUGUUUCAGGAAACUUAUCGACAGUCGACCCACACUUUUUGGGCCAAAUCCAAAAAGCGUGGCGCCUACAGUACGACUAUUUGAGGAUGGACCGUUUAAGUUUGUGAUGAAACAGGAGUUGUUCAAUGCGAUAAAUCGAUAUUCGGACUAUUCGAAUUCCAUCAUAUUCAAUGAAAAUGAAAAACAUGUGAUCAGCUCGAUGGAAUGGGAAGAUGUGCUGGAAUUUUAUGGAGAUCGAAUCGGAGACAUUGAGUUCAUCCGUUAUCCGAUUCAACGUUCAAAACAUCGUGCCGUCUAUCUCCAGGGACCAACACGAGACGGAUUCUGUGUUCUUUGUGUCGACGCACUUUUCGAUUCGUUUCUGAAAUUUCUGAUUUUCGGAGCGAAAUCCCUUCAACGGGCCAAGUGUUGGCAGGAUAUUUGUCGAGUCUUGGAUACGAUUCAAACGUUUUGCGAUUCUGAAUUUACACCCCACGCCUUCAUUCGUGUCGAAUGUCUAGCCAACACUGAGAGCCAAUACUGUGAUCAUGCUGCCAAUGUUCAAACGAUUCGAAACGUGCCAGCCGAUGGAUUCACAGAAAGGAAUCUGGAGAUUGAGCUAGUCCGUUUGGGUCUCACCACGAUUUCUCCGGAAAUUCAAAAAUACGCGAGAAUCGUUUUUCGGGAAAUUGAAAAACGAAAAAAGGGCGAAUUUUUGAGGACUUCCGAUAUGUUUGACGCGGUGGAAAUGUGCCAGAUUUUGUGUAUUUUUAAACGAUAUCCAAAGCUCCAAAAAUUCCUGCACAAACAGAUGCGAUGUCAUCGAGUCGUUGGGCUGGAAUGUGAGUACUGUGAGGCUCAGGACACGUGGACCGACGACGAAGUUUCUGAGAAUCAGAAGACGUCGGAGGCUUCAGAAUCCUCAGAAUCAAAAAUUCAGAAUCGUCUGAAAAUGCUGAAAAUUCUGGAAGAAGAACCAUCGGAAAUCGAUACAAUUCUAGAAGAAAUGGAUAGAAAGGAUGCGGAAGCAGAAUCGGAAAAUUCGACGAUUCAGAAGACGUCAGAAUCAGAAUCCACGACAUCUGAAAUCGAUGAUUUGGAUGUUCAAGAAAUGAUUGGAAAAAUGAACAACAAAUUCGCACAAUUUGAGGAGGCUCGAGAGCGAAUCAAGGAUAUGGGAAGAUAUUUGUGA
Molecule: messenger RNA, 1914 nt
Organism: Caenorhabditis briggsae
Lineage: Eukaryota; Metazoa; Nematoda; Chromadorea; Rhabditida; Rhabditidae
Exons: 9
Coding region: 1-1914 (637 amino acids)
Biological process (GO): innate immune response
Cellular component (GO): membrane raft
Source: RefSeq, a predicted model, not a curated record